UAUAAUAUAAAUAUACGCUGAUGUGAAGUAACCUCCUUUUCCCGUUUUAUUUUAGGGAUAAUGAGUCUUCUUGCUUCUCACCUAAGUUGAAUAAGCACCUCGUGCACUUUAAUCCCCUGUCGUGCCAUCAGGCUGACUGAAGACAGUGUUUUGAAAUCUCAGCUAUAAAGACAUCCUGCCAAAGUCUCAAUCUUGCCUUAACAAUGUUCCAGAGACUGAAUAAAAUGUUUGUGGGUGAAGUCAGUACUUCUUCCAACCAAGAACCAGAAUUUAGUGAGAAAGAAGAUGAUGAAUGGAUUCUGGUUGACUUCAUAGACACUUGCGCUGGUUUCUCAGCAACAGAAGAUGAAGAAGACAUCAAUGAAGAGUCACCUACUGAGCACCCUUCAGUCUUUUCCUGUUUACCUGCAUCUCUUGAGUGCUUGGCCGAGACCAGCGAUUCCUGCUUCCUCCAGUUUGAGUCCUGCCCCCUGGAGGAGAGCUGGUUUAUCACCCCUCCCCCGUGUUUUACUGCAGGUGGAUUAACCACUAUCAAGGUGGAAACCAGUCCUAUGGAAAACCUUCUCAUCGAACAUCCCAGCAUGUCUGUCUAUGCUGUGCAUAACUCCUGCCCUGCUGUCAGCGAGGACAGCUGUGGGGCUGAUGAAUUCCAUAACCCGAGUAGCCCCAGAGUGGAAGCUCAAGAUGAAAUGGGGCAACACAUUCAUUGCUAUGUUGCAGCUCUUGCUGCUCAUACAGCUUUUCUGGAACAACCCAAGAGCUUUCGCCCUUCCCAGUGGAUAAAAGAACAUAGUGAAAGACAGUCUUUAAACAGAAAUAGCCUUCGUCGCCAAAAUCUUACCAGGGACUGCCACUCUAGGCAAGUCAAGCACAGUGGCUGGGCCGUCCAUCAGCCCUGCCCACGUCAGUACAAUUACUAAGAAUUUCAAGGUUGAUUGGUUUCUCUUGGUUUGUGCAUAUGUGUGUGGAUGCGUGUGGACAGACAAUGAAGAUGCUGUUUCUUUACAGCCAACUGACGACCAAUCACGUAGUUUUAUCAAUUGUUUAGACACUAUCUUGAAAACCAGAUUUACGUGCUGUGUAUCACAUAAUGCCUUGCUUUUAACAUUUACUUUUUUGAAACAUUUUCAGAAUAUUUUUGGAAACAUA
Suricata suricatta (meerkat) is the source of this 1149-nucleotide messenger RNA. It is a transcript of the gene TP53INP1, whose product is annotated as tumor protein p53 inducible nuclear protein 1. Lineage: Eukaryota; Metazoa; Chordata; Mammalia; Carnivora; Herpestidae. Gene Ontology annotation, cellular component: nucleus; autophagosome. The record is from RefSeq and is a predicted model, not a curated record. Gene Ontology annotation, biological process: positive regulation of DNA-templated transcription; autophagosome assembly. The coding region runs from base 204 to 920 and encodes 238 amino acids. The transcript is spliced from 3 exons.